UGCAUUCAGAAAUUCGAUAAAGAUUCUUGGUCAAAAGGUCAGUAUAGUGUCAAGGGAUUUCCCAUGGCAUUAUAUAUAUGGGCCUUGAGUGCUGUUCCAAUUUUUGGUGAUACAUUUGCGAGAAGAUGUAAUUUUUCCAGAACAUUUUAUCCACUGAUUCUCAACUGGCAAUCAAGUCGAUAUACAAAGUUUGAUGAUAUUGUUGAAGCUAUUAAGAAAGCAACUUGUGUUGAAGUCAAAACAAUAAUUGGAGAUCCACAAGAAUAUAAGCAUUUGGUUGAUAAAGAUGACAAUGAUUUUGAAGAAGUUAUUGGCUUGGUUAUGAAAGGCUAUAGGUUGAAGAAAGAAGAAUGGUCUUCUAGAUUAGUUGAUAUUUACUAUGCUUUGGGAGAGUUGGGUGACAAAAUGGGGGAAAAAUUGCCAGUCUUUGAGAAACAAGAGAAAAUGGAGAAAAAUUUGUCAGAUUCAGAAAAACUUGACAUAAUCCUCUUUAUGUUAGAUGACUUCAACAAAAGACUAGAAGCCAUUGAAGAAGCUGUCAAAACCACAUCAGGGGAAGAUAAGGAUAAAGGAUCUCACGAAGAUGAAGAUGGACAGAAUAGAAAUGAAGAGGUUAUAAAUGAAGAGGCUGGCAAACAAAAUGUUGAUGGAGAUAUUGCUAGAGAAGAUUUCGUAGAAAGCCAGUCUGCAGAUUCUGUCCGUCCGUCAAACACACAAGAUGGGAGCUACGCUGCAGAUGAUGAAAACACUCAAAAAACUGGUGGUGAUGAUGGUAAUUACUUUGAAGAAACACCAAAGGAUAAAUCUCCUUCUCCACGCCCUUCUACACCAAAAUUUGAUCUUCUUUCUGAAGAAGAUGAGGUUAGUGAAAAAGAUAAAAGCAUGGAUAAAGAGAAGGGAGCAAGCAGUAAGAAGAGAGGUUUGAGAGAGAGAAAACAGAGAAAGUGUAAGCAAAGCAAUGAUGGUGAUGAUGAUGUUAUGAACAGAAAAGAGAGGAAGAAGCGUAAACCAAGUGACAAUCUAGAUGCUGAUAUUCAAGCUAGAGAAGGGCCACAGAAAAAGAAGAGUAAAUCUGAUGAUGUUGGUGGUGUGCAAAGAAAAAGUGAACGAAAUACAAUUCCUUCUAUUCACACUCAGCCGCCUUACACGGCCGAGAAGAAGAAGGACCCAAUACUUUAUCCUUUUUCCAAAGUUGAUAAGACCCGGUUAGAAGUAUUUAGUGACUGGAAGAAUUCAAGGAAAACAAAGCAACUAACAAUUCUGGGUAAAAAAGUUGAUGCUAAGUGGUUCACAACACUAGAGAUGCCAGGGAAGUCGUUAACAACAAUGCAUGUUGAUACAGUUGUGAAGUUGUUAAGCAGAAGAGAAGAAAGUCAUCCGCACUUCUAUAAAAGCAAAUCAUUGACGUUGGCUGAAACUUCUUUUUUGAGAGAGAUUGAUGAAUAUUACUCAAUAUUCGUUGACAACAAAGAUGAAUAUGAGUUCCCUAAAGAAGGAUUCAGUCAACUCUUCAAAGAAGCACCUACAAACAAAAUACUGGCGCCAAUGUUGGUUAAGGAAAGGCUUUGGAUGCCAUUGAUGAUCAAUUUGGAGAAGAAGGAGUUGAUUAUCUACGACUUGGGCAAGCAUUUCUACACCAACAAAAUUAAAGACAAACAGGUGGGUGCAUAUGCUGUUGCAAUGCCUUAUAUUGCCCAGAAGAAGUUUGGGAUGAAAAAUGAUACAGAGAAAUCUCCGUUCAGAAUCAGUAUUAUAAAUUGCAUACCUCAGGUUGAUAAGAUUGAAGAUAGUGGUGUCUUCAUGCUGAAGACAAUCGAAUGUUUGGCUAUGAGCAUAACAACACAUGGCAAUCUUAAAAAUGAGUCAAUUGGUGAUUUACGGAAGAAAAUGGCGGUUGAUAUCUUUGCAGAAUUACAAAAUGACUAGGAUAAUGGAAGUUUGCAUCUUGCUGGUAUAUGAACGUGAUCGCAGGAAUGGUGCUUUAGAUUAUUGC
This is a messenger RNA of Camelina sativa (false flax), 1993 nucleotides long. The record is from RefSeq and is a predicted model, not a curated record. Lineage: Eukaryota; Viridiplantae; Streptophyta; Magnoliopsida; Brassicales; Brassicaceae.